AAAAAACAGAACACAAUCACUAAAGGCAGGAAAAAAAGAACUAUCAUCAUCAUCUAGUAAAGAAGUUUCUUUUCAAGAUCAAAUCAGCAACCAAACGAAGUGGUAUAGAUCCUUGUAGUCACUACACCAUUCAUCAAAUCUAGCAUAACUCAGAAGUUCCGACGUUAGAUUCAAACGUCCUCUGUUUAUCUGUGCUCUUGUUUUCAUCUUUCUCUCUCAAGUUUAGCACAUCCACGAAACGAAAGAAAAAAAAAUCAAGGCAUCAAAAACAUUCACUUCAAUGGCAAAGACAUUAGCACAAGGCAGAAAACCUGGGAGUGGUCGAAAACCUGGAAAAGGAAAGACCCUAGCACAAGGUCGUAAGCCUGGAAGUGGGAGAAAGAAGAUUCACAAGGUUUCCGGGUCCUCAGAUGGUUCAAAGAUUUCACCGUCAACUGUGAAGAAUUUGAGUGUUGAUUUGCAGAAUGCACAGCAACAUGGCACAGGGCACGAUAUUUCCAUGACGAAUUCAUCAACGAUAUACCCAAGCCAGAGACAAAGUCAUUAUAACCAUCACGACAGCAACGACAUCAAUACAAAUAACCGCCAAUCCACAUCGAACCCAUCUGUUGCAUCGCCCUCACAGGGAGACUCUGUACCAAUGAUGGCCGCGACUUUGAGUACUUUCGCAGAUAAUGAUGUUGUGAUAUCGUUACGGUCAUCACAGUUACCGCCCUUGAACGCGCAACAGUUGCAUUCAUCUCUACCACAACAACAGCAGCAACAGCAGCAACAACAGCAACUACAACAACUACAACAACCACAACAACAGCACUACCAAACGCAGUUGCGUAGUGUUACACAACGCACUCCAUCGCAAAUUUCAGAACGCAUGGAUUUUAAAAAGAUGUUCUUCAACAACUUGGAUGCAGAUGCUGAGUUGGUGUAUUCGAGGUAUCCACGAGAUGCGAAAUGAUGUGAUAUUUCUCGGAUGCUGUUAAAUAGAAACAGAUCACAGUCAUCUGUGUACUAAUAUAAUCACCAAUUAGCUUUACCAAAUUGUGUCGUUCUAGAAC
Molecule: messenger RNA, 1055 nt
Organism: Williopsis jadinii
Lineage: Eukaryota; Fungi; Ascomycota; Saccharomycetes; Phaffomycetales; Wickerhamomycetaceae
Gene: DAT1
Product: Dat1p
Exons: 1
Coding region: 281-955 (224 amino acids)
Source: RefSeq, a predicted model, not a curated record